AUUUUAAUCAGAUGACAUGCACACUGACAUUUUUUUUUUUCCCAUCAGAAACAAAUUCAUGUGUGCGCGUUCAUUCAAGUGGAAAUGUAGGUACUACACUUAAGCAUCUAGAUCACGAUUUCAAGUACUAGUACAUAUUUUGUAAGUCAUGGAGUGACAGUGUGGAUUAUUCAUCACCAGUUGGCUAUGUAGUACAUCUUGAGCUGAGCAGCAGACCAUGCCGUUCAUUCAGCGGUGUUUGGAACCCAUCAACGUCAGUCGGGUGGAGGUAGAGAAGGGCAUUAAGAAUGAGUUAGAAUGCGUGACCAAUCACACCUUAAGUAACAUCAUCCUUCAGUUGAGCAGCCUCAGCAAGCAUGCGGAGGACAUGUUUACCGAGCUGUCGAUAGAGGUCAAGACGUUCACUGACCGGACUCAACAUCUCCAGGGUCGAAUCGACCAGCUCCAGGAGAAAGUUACGAGGCUGGAUGCAGCCGGAGAACUCGUGUCCAUUCACGAGUUACACCUGAGGAAGCCCUUCAAGAGCUCCACCCAACACGACCAGCAAGUGGUGUCUAGAUCUACAAUACCCAGAUGUAUACUGAAGGCCUACAGUCAUUGUGACCCCACCCCCGCUCUCACCAAACUCAACCCCUACAGGGAAGAUGGACGAGACAGUGUAAAGUUCUACACAGAUCCAGGCUACUUCUUUGAGUUAUGGUUCCAAGACAUCCAGAAAGAUAUCGAAACUAAGAAGACAGAAUUAAAAGCAAGGAAGAAAAAGAGGCCCCAAAAAGUUGGAGAACAGAGGAAAAAGCCACGAAAAGUGGAACCCAAAGCGCAGAAGUUUCAGGAUAUGAAACAUGGAGUGGAGUUCUCAGAUUACGCGGAUCCUGCUAAGCUUCGAGCUCAGAGCAACAGCCAACCGCGACCAGAAAGCUUGGAAGUGAAUCAAAGAAGACAAGAAAAUGCCCAUUACGACCAGAAGGCCACAAGGCCUGCUAAUGGGCCUCAGUCUCAGUAUUCUCAGGAUGUGUCGCGUCAUACAAACAAUGAGAAUAACAACCAUUUUGUGCAGACUGGUAACCACCAUCCUCCAAGCAUGCACCAAAACCAGUUUUCACCACACAACCGCGUGGCGGAUAAUAGAGGCUCUUCCAGCAGUAUCGGUAGUAAUAUCAUGCGGCCAAAUCAGCCACCACCAGCACCACCUCCUCACCUGGCUAAUUUACCACAUCACAGUCCCCAGAGGGACAGUCUACCACCGCCACCCCCACCGCCUCCUCUACCAGAGGACGAAGAUCCAAGGCGGUACCAACCUAGUCCUGAAAUUACCCGAGUGCCCACCACUCACCGACCGUCGCCUGCGAGACAAGAGGUGGACCUGCUACCCCCUCCUCCUCCCCCACCUCUGAGCCCUGAGCAAAAUCUACCCCCACCUCCGCCUCCACCCCCAGUGCAUUCAGGGAUGGCCCCGCCACCCCCUCCCCCUCCCCCACCCCCUAUGUCCAUGACAAAUGGAGUAGAUGAUAAUUCUUCAACUGGCUCUGGCCAAUCUAGCUCCAUUGGGUCAGCGAUUAUGUCUUCUCCAAAAUUGAAACCCACUCCCAAGCAGCCAGCUGUGGUGGACGAAAGAAGCAAUUUGCUGGCACAGAUUCGACUGGGAACUCACAAAGAAAAACUACGUAAAGUGGAGGAGAAAGAGAAAGAACGAUCAGACAAGUCAACACCAGGCGGCAAUUUUGACGUUCAUUCCAUCAUGAACAGAGCAUUUGAAAUGCGUCGUAAAGUGAUAGAAGAAAGUGAGGAGGAAGACGGCUCAUCAGACGAUGAAUGGGAUUGAUCAGCAUUAACUGAAGUCUUGUGGACAAAUACUGUGUAAACCAUAUAGCCAAACGCUUGGGAGAUCUCUCGUCGACUGUAUUUCUGUGACAGUCGACUUGAAGCAUGAUCACCAUUCAAAGAUGCCGCCCAAUGUCUGGCUUUGACUGGGAGUAAAAAAACUACAUCAAGUUUUGUAUCCAGUGUAUGUUUUAUAGAACAACCAAGAUGUAUUGAUAUAGUGAUAUACACUUUCAUAUUAUUGGACAAUAUGAUAUCAAAAUGAUAGACAGGUAUCCUUUUUAUAUAGAUUGUAUUCAAGGAAUAGAACCCCACUAACCAAUCAAAGAAAACGGCUUUAUAACAACAAAAGUCAUUCAGGCAUCCUCACAAGACACUGUUCCUUCAAACUGGGUCAAAAUUAUUUAACAAUUCAACAAUAUGUUUGGCAUAUUUGAGAAUGAAUAAUGACUCACUAUUUUUCAUUUACUUGUACUCCCAUUAUACCAUUCUGAAAAGUCUACUUAAAUAGUGUAAAAAUGAUCAUGUUUUAACACCAAGAUACCUUACCCUAUUCUAUUCUAUGUCUCUCACUUAAAAACAGUUUUAAAAUAACUGCAUAAUAUUUGAGGAUGUGAUAAGGAUUUGUUAUGCCUUCAUAAAUUACUCUGGUUUGUUAUAUAUCAAUAUGACAUUGUAAAGAGAACAGGGUACGAAAUGCUUGCUAGACAGCUUUUUGCACAAGAAUCUAUAUUUUUUAAAUAGAUGAAUGCAAGGUUUAAGGUGGCAUUGUACAAUUCUUUUACAACAGAUGAAAGUGCUUCAUAAAGAAUUUCCAUAUAUAUAUAUAUAUAUAUACAUAGGCUGAUUUCUUAGCAUUAAUAUCAUACAAUUUUGUUAAUCACACUGAAAAAUGAUCAAAACUUGAUGUCAUCUAUUUUAUACAUAUAUCAACAUUUACCCAUUUGCAAAACCAUAGCAUAUUAAACUUAAUAAUUUUGUUAUGCAACAAUAAUGUUUUCUUUGAAAAUACUCACAGAAAUAUUGGAAGGAAAAAUUAGCAAAAACUAUACUACAUGUAAUUGGAAAACUAGAUAAAUUUUUUAGCCCUGUUAAUAUCAUCUGAUCAUUUGAUUAUUUCAUAUCUAAAAACCAAAAUAUUUACUAAAGUGCUGCUGUGUUUGCAAAGAAUUGAUAAAACCCACAGUUGUCUUCCUUGAAUAGUAAUUUUAUUUCAUUAGGGUGUUUAUAAUUAUUUUUUUAAAGUAAUUUAGCAUAGUUAUGGUUCCCGUGUUUUAAAAAAAGGUGAUUUCUGUAAAUAACUCUACAUGUAAUGUUUAAAGUCAAAGUUUACACGUGCAAUAUUUUCAGUUGUCGUAGAGUAAUAUUGGCAAUGGAAGAGGAAAGGGAGGAAAUAUCAUUAUGAUUGUUGUUCUUGCAUUCACGGUUAUUGUUUCUGUAUUGCUUUUACUUUAAUUUUUGUUUAGAGUUGAUGUUGAAUCUCAUAACAGGAGACUUGAACUUGGUCAACAUUAAUGUUUGAUUCCUUUGGUUUAAUAAAAACAGCAGCAUUAAAAAGUUGAACAUUGAUAUUAAAUGCCAAAAGGAAAUAAUUUUUUUUAAAAAUUGUUUAUCAUCAACUGUUUCUUUCAACUGAAUUUCCUUUCCCUUUUUCGUUUUUAGAUUUGUUAGGAAUAGUACUUUCAUUGUAACAGCAUACUAUGACUGGAAAUUCUGAAAGAGACUGUAGACCCAAAAAUUUAGAUCUCUGAAAGUGAGCUUUUACUUUUAAUGUAAGACAAGACUACCUCAAAAACUGAAGAAGGGAAAGCUUAAGGGUUUGCUGACUGUAAACUUUGCAUUGAAUGUACUGCUUUCAUCAUUGUAAUUUUAAACUUUCAACUUUGUAAUAGAGUAUUUAUUAACUUUUAUUGUUCCUGUACAUAUAUUUUUUCCUCAUGUAAAAUAUGUGUAAAACCUUCAUGUAUUUUCUCCAUAUUACUCAGUGAUAAGCAUGAUAGUGUCUAUUUAUAUCUCAAUAUUUUUAUUUGAAUUCAUAUUCAGGUUUAUUACAAUACAAUUAAUCCCUCUGUUGUGUAUCCCAAAAAUUUUUCACCUGACUAUGAUAUUACAAAUACAUAUAAUUCAGAAAUAUUUCCCUAACAUUUAUUUUAAAAAAUUUUUUGGAAGGAUAGAGGGGAUGUUAUAACAGGUUAAGAUUCAGGGAGAAGGGAAUGUCUUGCUUUAAAUUUUCGCCACAUGUCUUUUCUACAAGUUAGGAAGAACAAUUGAUGUCAAGCGGACAUCCAUGUUUAUACAGUAUAUAUAAACAACCAAACGAGAUUUCAUCUUACAUGUAAUAUAUUUAGCACUUCAUCCAAGUUACACAUGUAGUUCCCCCUUUUACCUUUAAUUUCUCCUCUCGAGAGAAAAUUCUGAGUGUUUGAAGCCAUAUUGUUUGUUGACAGCUCAGUUCUGUAGAUUUUUUUUUCUUUCAACUAUUAUUAUUCCUACAUGAAUACAUAUAUAGAAACAAAACGUUAUCCAUGUAUGAUUGUACGCAUGAGCAGUUUGUCGAUUCAAGUAUCAAAUUUCUUUUAGCAUUGUAGUACAAGAGUUGUUUCCCGUUUAUGAUUAGGUUUCAUUGUUAUCCUGUAUUGUUGGACCUAACAAUACUGCAAUUCAACAAUGAAUAAAUUUUCAUUGAAUUUCUUUAAAAUAUAUUUAUCGAGUUAUAUUACUUUUUCAAUUGCAGCCAAUUUAACGUACUGUUAGAGCAUUGGGGCUUGUGUGUAUUACGUUUGAUUAUUAUUUCAGCAAGAUAAUACAACACCAAGAAUUUGCAUAUGUUAUGUAAUUUUAGUUUACAUGGAAAUGGAAAUUCAGUUCAGGUGUGAUAACAAAGUGAUUUUUGUUACUAUUGUAAUAAAAGAGGCCCCACUGUGUAUUGCAAUCGCAGCUUCUCGGGCCUUUCCGUCAGAGCUCGGAAAAAAAAUUUCCGUGCCUGCAGGAAAGGCCUGACAAAAUGCGGUUGUGUGUAUUAUACAUUGCAUGUUCACUUUAUUUACAUACAUACAGAGAAAGUGCUUUCCAUGAUUCCAGUGUAAUUGUGUCUUUAUGUUGGGGCUUAUUUGGCUUGUUAGAGAAAACCAGAAGAAUGAAAACAUCAUAGUACUAGCUUUUUCUCUUGAUGUACAUGUAUGCAAUAAACUUUGCUUUAUUUUGAAA
Magallana angulata is the source of this 5028-nucleotide messenger RNA. Its product is annotated as actin-binding protein WASF2-like. Bases 218 to 1822 code for a protein of 534 amino acids. Gene Ontology annotation, molecular function: Arp2/3 complex binding; actin binding; protein kinase A regulatory subunit binding. Gene Ontology annotation, cellular component: cytoskeleton; SCAR complex. Gene Ontology annotation, biological process: positive regulation of Arp2/3 complex-mediated actin nucleation; actin cytoskeleton organization. The transcript has 6 exons. NCBI's taxonomy places the organism in Eukaryota, Metazoa, Mollusca, Bivalvia, Ostreida, Ostreidae. The record is from RefSeq and is a predicted model, not a curated record.